Messenger RNA from Periophthalmus magnuspinnatus, 1359 nucleotides. Its product is annotated as piggyBac transposable element-derived protein 4-like. Bases 1 to 1359 code for a protein of 452 amino acids. The transcript has 5 exons. Lineage: Eukaryota; Metazoa; Chordata; Actinopteri; Gobiiformes; Gobiidae. The record is from RefSeq and is a predicted model, not a curated record.
AUGUUUUCAAAACACGGGGACAUCACGUGGAGCUCGAAGCCGCCUCCGCGGACGUCGCUCAGGGGCCCUCAGUCGAUCGCGGCCUCAGAACGAGUCCCGCGAGGCGGACCGACCGCCGCGGCCCGCGAGGCCUCCAGGGACGUGUUAUCCACUUUCCUGGCGUACUUCACCCCCGAGCUAGAGGACAUAGUGAUCGAGAUGACCAACCUGGAAGGGCCCGUGGAUCGCACCGAGUUACGCGCCUACGUGGGGCUGCUGAUCCUGGCCGGAGUCUACAGGUCGAGGGGUGAGGCGUGUGAAAGUCUCUGGGACGCGGAGAGCGGGCGCGCCGUAUUCCGCGCCACCAUGCCUCUGAAGACCUUCAGAUCCUACUCCAGCGUCCUGCGCUUCGACGAUCGCGAGACCAGAGAGGCGAGACGCGCGGCAUUGUCUUCUUCUUCUUCUUCUUCUUCGUCUUACGGAGACAAACUGGCACCCGUCAGGAAACUGUGGGACGCUUGGUGCCAGCGGCUGCCGCUCCUGUACGAUCCCGGACCGGAGGUCACCGUGGACGAGAGGCUGGUUGCCUUUAAAGGCCGUUGCCCCUUCCGCCAGUACAUGCCCUCCAAACCCGCAAAAUACGGCAUCAAGCUGUGGGCCGUGUGCGACGCGCGGUCCAGUUACGCGUGGAAAAUGCAGGUGUACACCGGUAAACCUCGACAAGGAGCGCCCGCGGAGAAGAACCUGGCCACGCGAGUCGCGCUGGACCUCACCGAGGGACUGGGACCGGGCCGCACCGUGACGUGCGACAACUUUUUCACCUCGUUCGAGCUCGCCCGGAGGCUGUUCUUCGAGAGGGGACUCACCCUAUUAGGUACGCUGCGCGCCAACAGGACGGAGGUCCCGCGCGAACUGGCCUGCCCGCCUACUACCCGGGGGAACGGCAGACGGGUCGGAUCCUUCUCGUUCGCGUUCGCCACCGGGGAGGGGGGAGGCCCCUCGGUCGCCCUAAUCUCCUAUCUGGCCAAAAAGACCAGGAACGUGCUGAUCCUCACCACGGCGCCGCAUGACGAACAAGAACAACAACAACAACAACACAAACCUGCUGCUGUGCUCCAUUACAAUCGUACCAAGGGAGGAGUGGACAACCUGGAUAAAGUCACAGGUACGUACAGCUGCAGGAGAAAAACCUGCCGCUGGCCCAUGGUCAUCUUUCACAACAUGAUCGACGUGUCCGCGUACAACGCGUUCGUUCUCUGGAGAGAGCUGAACCCGACGUGGAUGCCCGGGAAACGCAACAGACGCAGACUGUUCUUGGAGCAGCUGGGCAGGGCGCUCGUGGGUCCCAGCGUAAUCAGGAGGAUCAAAGGGAAAUGUUAA